This is a messenger RNA of Triticum turgidum subsp. durum (durum wheat), 1500 nucleotides long. NCBI's taxonomy places the organism in Eukaryota, Viridiplantae, Streptophyta, Magnoliopsida, Poales, Poaceae. The record is from the annotation of a GenBank genome assembly.
AUGGAUUCCCCACGGACGGAGCAGCAGAGUAGCAGCAGCGGUACUACUUCUACCAUCACAAAUCCAAUGCAAGGAGUCGGAGGAGGAGGCGGCCCUACGCCUGACGACCAGCGGGCCAAGAGGCCGCCGCACCUCUCCAUCGACAUCCCGGCGGCGACCAGCGCCCCCCUCACACCGACGGCGGCGGCAGAGGCAGAAGCCGUAGCCAGCAGAACACCAGGUUCUGCCUCGGGUUCCGGCAAGAACGGUGCCCCAGCCAAGUCCCCAGCGCCGCAGCGCACGCCGUCCUUCAUGCUGCGGCAGACGGUGCGGAGCCUCCUGCCGGGAGGGGGCAGCUUCAAGUCCUCGGUCAGAGGCUACGAGGCCUCCCUCUCCAGGCUCUUCAGCGGAAGGAUCGCCAGGACGGCCUCGCUCCCGGCCGUGGACCACGCCCUCGCGGCCUCCGUGCACGCCGCCGACAAGACUCCGUCCAGCGUUCCUGCCGCCGCCGCUGACAACAAGACGGGCAUGCACCGCUCGCAGUCCCUCCCCAUGAACAUGAAGAAGUUCAGCUCCGCCAAGAGCAUCAAGAGGAUGAACUCGCUCGGCGGCGUGUACCGCGUCGUCCCCUCCACGCCGCGAGCCACCGCCGCCGCCACCGCCGCGACCAGCAAUGCCGCGCCGGACAUAGUCCCCACAGAACCAGGGGCCGGAGAGGGGGAAGACGACCAUGGGGAGGACAUCGCGGAGGAGGAGGCGGUGUGCCGGAUCUGCAUGGUGGAGCUCUCCGAGGGAGGCGGCGCCAUGAAGCUCGAGUGCUCCUGCAGGGGUGAGCUCGCACUAGCCCACACCGACUGCGCCCUCAAGUGGUUCGGCAUCAAGGGCACCAGGACCUGCGAGGUGUGCAAGGAGGAGGUCCAGAACCUCCCCGUCACCCUGCUACGCGUCCAGAGCACGCGCGGCGGCGACGCGACCCGUGCAGGUGCCGGCGCCAACGGGCCGCGGUACGUCCGGUACAGGCUGUGGCAUGGGACACCUAUCCUGGUGGUCAUCAGCAUCCUGGCAUACUUCUGCUUCUUGGAGCAACUGCUGGUUGCGCAUAACGGCUUCGCCGCCCUGGCGAUAUCGCUGCCCUUCUCGUGCAUCCUAGGCCUCUUCUCAUCACUCACCACAACAAGCAUGGUGGCGAGGAGAUACGUGUGGAUCUACGCCGCGAUCCAGUUCCUCUUCGUCGUGUUCUUCACGCAUUUGUUCUACAGAUAUCUGCAUCUGCAGGCUGUGAUAUCCAUCAUCCUGGCAACCUUUGCGGGUUUCGGCGUGGGGAUGAUCGGCAACUCCAUCAUCAUCGAGGUGCUCAGGUGGAGGACGAUGGCCCCUGCCCACCAGCGCCAUGCUCGCAGGCCACCACGUGUCGCCCAGCAGCAGCAGCCAGCUCCGGCAUCCAGUCAGCCUUCAGCUGCAGAGGAGGGACAGCGUAGCGCCACCGUCGACGUCGAGAACCCCGCCAUCCCUCAAGCAUAG